AUGGCGUAUCGCUCUACCGCCAGCCCGCUGCGCCCCGACGCAAACAAAACACCAUUACCCGCUCAACAGGACCUGCGAACGCCAACAUCAGCACCGUCUGGGCUAGUCGGCGCUCGCAUCCGUCAGCUCACCUCUCUUGCAAACAACCAGCCCCGCUCGGAUAGGGUCGUCGAGCAGACGGUCUCAUUGGCCGUCCGGUCUCGCGGAGGGAGCUUUGCCAAAGAGACCAAGCUUGAGAGACUCGAGGUCAGUAAAAUUUGCUUGUUGUCUACCGAGGCGCUCCAGAACAACCUGACUUCUACCUCGGGCAAGAAUAGCGUCUCGCCGGCCUCGGGUGGGCGACGGCAAGACGCCUUGUCGGUGUUCGAUCUAUACGGCCUUUCCCGCCCGGAGACAGACGGAGACAAAGACACUCCAGAUAUGUCACUCCUGCGGCGCGAGCCUCUGCUCGAGAAACCAGUGUCCGAACUAAAUGAGAGCCCAGGUCCCUCGGCGAAGGACCUGGACAAGAUUCGGGACGAACGUCGGUCCCAAAAGUUCAGAAGUAGCAGCCAAAACACGGGGAAACGAGGGCGGUCAACUACGCCAGCGCCUGUAGUCGGUCAGGAUGUGUCGAGCAUGGCGCAAUAUCGUCGCCACCCACGAGGCACCAACCUGUGCCUGCCUUCCCAGGGCGCCGACUUGAAGCCAGAUCCCUGGCCGCGUCUGAGGAAAGUGGACAAGCGACGAGAAGAAAAGCAAACCCCUACGCCAGAGCCUGUCCCGUGGUCUCGUCGGUCCCUGCGAAGACCGUCGAGCCACGCUGAUGAGCUACGAAGUGCCAACGAGAUGCCUACACCGUUAACUUGGAGGCAAAAUCUGAAAAAGACGGCGGAGCAGGGACGAAUCUCGCCCCGCAGCAUCACCGCAGCAUCCACUCCGGCGUCUCAGUGGCGUCAGAACUUGAUGAGGAGGGAGGCUGAAACGUCGCGGCCGCAUCUCGAGAGAACGGCCAACACUUGUUCUUUCUGCGAUCCGACGUCAACGACGCCGCCACAGGAUUGUAGCCACCGGGACGGCACACAAGGCCAUCCCCAGCCUGGGGAACCUUGGGCGGAAUCUUGGGUUACACCAGCCACGCUCAGGGUCAGGCAGGUAAAGCGCUCGCUUGCCCAGAAAAAGGCGGAGGAGGAGCUCGAGGCGUCAAAGAAGGCUGAAGAGGCCUUGCACGGCCCAUCGCGGAACUCUGGGUCACCGGGGGACGGAGAAACACAUGAUGGCGCUGUUUGGGAGGACGCCAGGGACUGCUCGUCGCCAGAGUGCCGUGGAUGCUCAUGGCGGGACCGGUACAUGGAUCUCAGGGGGGAGGUGGAGAAAUGGAAGACGGAGCUGAACUCGUGCGACGCUGACGAGGACGCACUGGGACACGGGCAGCCGAGUCGGAUGGACAAGGGAGUCGGGGACGGGGUGGCCCUGCAAGCAACGCCCGAUGACGUCGGCAUCGAAGGCUUGACGAUUGUGGUUCACAUGAGGUACAAGGAUGACUUGGGCAGGGUCAGCGAGAUUGAGGCGCCGUCAGACGGUUGGCGCAACGACAUGGCGGCGCUCGGCGGGCUGUCGAGGAGGGGAGAGGCUGUGCUGACGGUGCUGGACGAAGCGAAUAAGCCGGGCGCCUUCGGGUCUAACGGACGACAGCAGGCCAAGCAAGGCACGGUUGGCCGACAGCAGCAGGAGGUGGAGGAGGAGGAGGAGGAGCCUGGCCCCUUGGCUCGCCGUACCUACCGUCGAGGGGGCCAGUGA
Hirsutella rhossiliensis is the source of this 1779-nucleotide messenger RNA. RefSeq lists its product as uncharacterized. The record is from RefSeq and is a predicted model, not a curated record. Bases 1 to 1779 code for a protein of 592 amino acids. NCBI's taxonomy places the organism in Eukaryota, Fungi, Ascomycota, Sordariomycetes, Hypocreales, Ophiocordycipitaceae. The transcript has 9 exons.